UACAUUCGAAAUUAAUUAUUUUAAAAAAUAAAAAAACUUACCCUCGAUAACAACUUGGCACCCAUCUUUUACAAAAAAAAAUUGUCUUUGUAAUUUGCAAAAGAAAUGGAAAUUUUAUGAUCAUUUACUUCUUUUUUGGGAAGCAUUUGAAAUUUAAGUUUCGUUAAAAAAAGAAACGGAAAUAAAAACCCCAAAUGAAUUUUCUCUCUACCUCCACUUCCCGCCUCAUCAUCCUCCUCUUAAAACCCUAACUACUCUCUCCUCCAACAAAACCACCUCUAUUCGGCGGCGACUCUACCAACCACCUUUCCUUCUCCGCCGCUUCUUUCCUCGGUGUUGACGACAGUGUUACAGAAAUGGAAGCUGUGCAAACAAAUCCUGAGCGCCGUCCAUUCUCGAUAAAAUUGUGGCCUCCUAGCAAGAACACAAGGAUUAUGCUGGUGGAACGGAUGACCAGCAAUCUUUCAACUCCAACUAUUUUCACCCAGAAGUAUGGUAGUUUGAGCAAGGAAGAGGCAGAAGAGAAUGCUAAGCAAAUUGAAGAGCUGGCAUAUGCUGCUGCAAAUCAAUUCUAUGAAAAGGAGCCAGAUGGUGAUGGAAGCUCUGCAGUCCAGCUUUAUGCCAAGGAAUGUAGUAAACUUAUUCUAGAAGCCCUAAAACGUGGACCUGUGACUAAAGUUAGAGAAGUGCCAGCGAUUUCUGAGGCAGUUCUUGAAAGUUUAUUUGAUAUAUCAAAAGGUCCACGUGCCUUCAUUGAAGCGGAAGAGGCUGAAGAGCUUUUGGCUCCAUUAAAAAGCCAAUCGAACAAUUACACUAAGAUAUGCUUCAGCAACAGAAGCUUUGGCUUGGGUGCAGCUCAUAUAGCAGAGCCCAUUUUGGCAUCUAUUAAGGAUAAGUUGAAGGAAGUGGAUCUGUCUGAUUUUAUUGCCGGUAGACCAGAGGCAGAAGCCCUUGAAGUCAUGAACAUGUUCUCGGCCGCCCUUGAAGAUUCUGUUUUGAAGUCUCUUGAUCUCUCUAAUAAUGCCUUGGGUGAGAAGGGUGUUCGAGCAUUUGGAACACUCUUGAAAUCACAGAGGAGUUUGGAGGAGCUUUAUUUAAUGAAUGAUGGCAUCUCAGAGGAUGCAGCACGUGCUGUUUGUGAGUUGGUUCCCUCCACACAGAAUCUUAAGGUCCUUCAUUUUCACAAUAACAUGACAGGAGAUGAAGGUGCUCUUGCUAUUUCCGAGGUUGUAAAGCGUUCUCCCUUGCUGGAGGACUUUAGGUGCUCUUCAACAAGGGUAGGUUCUGAAGGAGGGGUUGCCUUAUGUGAAGCUUUAGAGGGAUGUGUUAAUUUGAAGAAACUUGACCUGCGUGACAACAUGUUUGGCGUAGAAGCAGGAGUUGCUUUGAGUAAAGCUCUUUUGAAGUAUGGGAAUCUAACUGAGGUUUACUUGAGUUACUUGAACUUGGAAGAUGAGGGGACUAUUGCCAUAGCAAAUGCGCUCAAGGAGUCGGCUCCUUUGCUUGAAGUGCUUGAGUUGGCUGGAAAUGAUGUUACACCUCUUGCUGUGUCCUCCUUGGCUGAAUGUUUAGCAUCUAUGCCGCACCUCUCGAAGCUGAAUUUGGCUGAAAAUGAGCUCAAGGAUGAAGGAGUUAUACAAAUUAGCAAGGCUCUUGAAGGUCAUUCUCAGUUAAAGGAACUUGAUUUGAAUACAAAUGCGGUAACUAGGGUUGGUGCUAGAGUUUUGGCUAAGUUGGCAGUUGCUAAGCCCGGUUUUCAAUUGCUGAACAUUGAUGGGAAUUACAUCUCUGAUGAAGGAAUUGAUGAUGUUAAUGAAAUUUUCAAGAAGUCUCCUGAAAAGUUGGGGUCAUUAGAGGACAAUGACCCAGAAGGUGGAGACGAGGAUGAAAAGGAAUCUGACCAGGAGGGUGAUGGAGAGGAAUCUGAACUGGAAUCUAAAAUGAAGAAUCUUGAUGUGGAAGAUGAGGAGGAAUAGGUGCAUUUCUGGUAGGUGGAGUUAUGUAGGAUCUGUCGCUUGUUUUUAGUUGUCCUCUUUUAUCUCGGACAUCGCUUUUGGUUGAUAGCUUCUUAGAGCGCACUUGGCAGCCAUGGCUUUUCUUCGGAGCGACUUCUAGGUUUAGGUUUGUAGUUCUUUUCCCAUUGAACUUCGUUCCUUACUUUUGUGUUUUAUUGUACUUCACUACUGUGCCAUUGUGUUAAGUAGGAUUCUGUUCCAACACUAUUGAACUUGCUAAUCGAUGUUGUAAAGAAGGGAUUGUCAUUUUUCGUGAUAUUCACCCUCUGCUUGAAUUUUGAAGCAACCUUUGCUUAAGACAAUCAAUGAAGAUUUUUCAGUGUGUUAAA
Spinacia oleracea (spinach) is the source of this 2344-nucleotide messenger RNA. Its product is annotated as RAN GTPase-activating protein 2. Gene Ontology annotation, molecular function: protein binding; GTPase activator activity. Bases 357 to 1976 code for a protein of 539 amino acids. Lineage: Eukaryota; Viridiplantae; Streptophyta; Magnoliopsida; Caryophyllales; Amaranthaceae. The transcript is spliced from 2 exons. The record is from RefSeq and is a predicted model, not a curated record.